Molecule: messenger RNA, 297 nt
Organism: Dicrocoelium dendriticum
Lineage: Eukaryota; Metazoa; Platyhelminthes; Trematoda; Plagiorchiida; Dicrocoeliidae
Source: the annotation of a GenBank genome assembly
AUGCCAUGGUGUAUAUUCGAGGACAUCCUAUGGAUUACGACCGAUGGGAACGCGAAGGCGCCAUUGGUUGGAAUUAUGCAAACUGUUUGCCGUAUUUCCGUCGUUCCCAGACUCAUGAGCUCGGCCCAGAUGAGUAUCGAGGCGGAGACGGUCCACUGCAUGUGUCCCGAGGUAAAACCAAUCACCCGCUUCACCAAGCUUGGCUCGAAGCUGCGCAACAAGCUGGGCAUGCCUUCACCGAGGACGUUAAUGGAUUUAGACAGGUUGGAGGUUUGUUUAUGCGCGACAAAUGUAUAA